AAUAGUUCCCCAUGUCAACGUCAUACCUACGGACUGAGCUCCGGUAGCUGCCGUGAUGGUUGCAUACAUCAUUUCACGCUUUUCUUAGACUUUACAUUUGUAGCGUUUGUUCUGACCUCAUCUUCUGCACGCGCUUUUACCGCCGAACUUUCAAUUGACCCAGUUCCCUCGCGUCGCGUCUCGUCACUCCAAUCUUCCUCUUCCAGCAGCUACAACAGCAAGUCUACGAACGGAUACAAUGCCUGACCCACGAGUCUUUAUAAUCCGCCACGGCGAAACAGAAUGGUCACUUAACGGACGCCACACAGGAGUCUCGGACAUUCCACUGACAGAGAACGGCGAGAAGCGAGUAAAGGCAACUGGCAAAGCGCUCGUCGGCGACGAUAGAUUGAUCGUACCGAGCAACCUAGCUCACAUCUACGUCUCCCCCCGCACACGCUCCCAACGCACCCUCGAGCUUCUCAACCUAGGCUGCAAAGAACGCUACCCCUGGCACGACUCCUCAAAACCCCACACCCCCGACAUCCGCACACACGCCACAAUCGAAGUAACCGAAGCCGUCCGAGAAUGGGACUACGGCGACUACGAAGGCCGCGUCACUUCCGAAAUAAAAGCGGACCGCGAGAAACGCGGCCUAGGCUCCAACUGGGACAUCUGGAAAGACGGGUGCGAAGGCGGCGAGAGUCCAGAAGAUGUGACGGAGCGGUUGGAUAAGCUAAUUAAGGAAUUGCGGGAGAAGUAUCAUAAAGGCAAGUUUGGCAAGGAUGGGAAGCCGAAUGAUGUGCUUAUUGUGGCGCAUGGACAUAUUUUGAGGAGCUUUGCGGCAAGGUGGGUAGGGAAGAGGUUGGAGGAGAAUCCCAGUUUGAUUCUAGAGGCCGGUGGUGUGGGGACGUUGAGUUAUGAGCAUCAUAGCAUUGAGGAGCCGGCGAUUUUGCUGGGUGGUGCGUUUGUGGUUGAUGUUGUGGAAAAGGAACAAGAGGAAAAGAACGAGAAGUCGUAGGUAUUUUCAUGAAAAUCACCCAGGAGUCUACAUCGCCUUCGGAUCUUAUCAGAGUUCGUUUUUUGUACUAAUGUAGUCUGCAGUGCAUAUGUCACAUCACAGCAAUCAUCAGUAAAUAGGUUCAGUUCCUUGCAUUUGUUGUCGUAAUCCUAUCGUUCUUUUCUCA
Alternaria rosae is the source of this 1166-nucleotide messenger RNA. RefSeq names its product phosphoglycerate mutase family protein. Gene Ontology annotation, molecular function: sedoheptulose-bisphosphatase activity. The transcript is spliced from 2 exons. Lineage: Eukaryota; Fungi; Ascomycota; Dothideomycetes; Pleosporales; Pleosporaceae. The coding region runs from base 239 to 1000 and encodes 253 amino acids. Gene Ontology annotation, biological process: ribose phosphate biosynthetic process. The record is from RefSeq and is a predicted model, not a curated record.